UUUAUCGUGAAGGAAUCUUUUCCCAUAUUUUCAUACGUAAUCCAAUAUAUUCUGCCUUUGGAAUUAGGAUGUAACAUUUACAUAAUGGGUAGAACCUCAAGAAAACGUCAUCAAAAGAAGAAACUAAAUAUUAAAGAAAUAACAGAAAACAAAGAAGAGAGUCUGGUGCAUCUUAAAUCUUGGUUAUUAAGAAAAAAUUGUCUAUCAGUUUAUAAUUUAGUUCCAUUUAAUUUUCCUGUUACUGGUCGAGGAUUGAAAACAUUAGAAAAUAUUAAAGCAAAUGAUAUAUUGAUUAAAAUACCAUAUAAUAUAUUAAUAACAACAUCUGUAUUAUCUCAAAGCAAUUGUUGCAGUGGAAAUGUAAUUGAUCGUGCACAGAAGAAAAAAAGUAUAUUACAAUCAAAGUCUAUUGUGCCUCCAUUGGUAAUUCCUGGAUUUACUGGAGGAAAAUCAAGUCAACAAAAGAGAGAUUGCUUUCAUCCUGGUGUAUCUAGCAUGAGUCGUGAAGGUAUUGAUUUCCAAGAAAAAGAAUCAGUUACAUCUGUAAAUAUGAUUAAAGCAAUGCUUAGAUACAUUUGGCCAAAAGAUGAUCCAGAAAUAAGGAAAAGAGUUAAAAUAGCUGUUGGUUUACUUAUCACUGCAAAAGUUUUAAAUGUUGGUGUUCCUUUUAUUUUUAAAUAUGCAAUAGAUUCUCUGAAUGCUCAUCAUAUAGCAACUACUGGCAAUGCCAUUCUAAAUCUAGAGACUGCACCAGAAACAGUUGCAACUGUAGCGACAUCAUUACUUGUAGGAUAUGGAAUAGCACGUGCUAGUGCUGCUGGAUUUAGUGAACUGCGAAAUGCAGUAUUCGCAAAAGUUGCGCAACAUUCUAUUCGAAAGAUAGCUAGAAAUGUUUUUUUACAUUUACAUAAUUUAGAUAUGGCUUUCCAUCUAAGUAGACAAACUGGAGCAUUAUCUAAAACAAUAGAUAGAGGAAGCAGAGGUAUAAAUUUUGUAUUAAGUGCCAUGGUAUUUAAUGUAAUGCCCACUGUCUUUGAGUUAUCAUUAGUUAGUACAGUACUAUAUUUCAAAUGUGGUGCAGAAUAUGCAGGUAUUGCUCUUAGUUGUGUUGGAAUUUAUGCUAUAUUUACGUUAGCUGUUACACAAUGGCGAACAAAAUUUAGAAUUUUUAUGAAUCAAGCAGAAAAUGAAGCAAGCAACAAAGCAAUAGACUCGCUUAUCAAUUAUGAAACAGUAAAGUAUUUUAAUAAUGAAAAAUUUGAAACUGAAAGAUACGACGAAUCUUUAAAAAAAUACGAAGCUGCAUCGCUUAAGACUAGUACAAGUUUAGCAAUGCUAAACUUUGGACAAAACGCUAUAUUUAGUGCUGCCUUGAGUUUAAUAAUGGUACUAGCAUCCAAUAAUAUUAUGAAUGGUACUAUGACAGUAGGAGACUUAGUAAUGGUCAAUGGACUUUUAUUUCAAUUGUCAGUUCCUUUAGGAUUCUUGGGCUCAGUAUAUCGCGAAGUUAGACAAGCACUUAUUGACAUGCAAACUAUGUUUACUUUAAUGACAAUGGAUACAGCUAUUAAGUCUAAAGAGAAUGCAGCACAAUUUAUUAUAAAUUCAACAAAUUCAAAUAUUGAAUUUAAAAAUAUUGAUUUCCAAUAUAUUGAGGGCAAACCUAUUUUUAAAGAUAUUAGUUUUACUAUUCCAAGUGGUAAAAAGAUUGCUAUUGUUGGAGGAUCCGGUUGUGGUAAGACAACAUUAGUUAGAUUGUUAUACCGAUUUUUUGAACCACAAUCUGGAGAAGUUUAUAUAAAUGGACACAAUAUUCAAGACAUUGAUUUAGAUACCUUAAGAAAGUCAAUAGCAAUUGUACCUCAGGAUACCGUUCUCUUUCAUGAAAGUAUCUUUUAUAAUCUUCAUUAUGGAAAUUUAUCUAAAUCGGAGGAAGACGUUUUCGAAGCAGCUAAAAUGGCAAAUUUACACGAUUCUAUUCUUAAAUGGCCGAAAGCAUAUGAUACACCUGUUGGAGAGCGAGGUUUAAAAUUAAGUGGAGGUGAAAAGCAACGAGUAGCAAUUGCUAGAGCAAUUUUAAAAAAUAGUCCAAUAUUAAUUUUUGAUGAAGCUACAUCAUCUUUAGAUUCUAUUACGGAAUAUAAUAUUCUUGAAGCAUUACGCAGAGCAACUACUGGCCGAACAUCUAUUGUUAUAGCACACCGUUUAUCUACCGUCAUGGAUUCGGAUGAAAUUUUUGUUGUAGACAAUGGUAGUUUGAUUGAGAGAGGAACACAUGAUUCAUUACUAGCUAUGCCAAAUUCUUUCUAUAACAAAUUGUGGGAAACACAACAUAUAGGGAUGUUCAAAUCUACUCAAGAAAAAGAUAAUAACUGUAGAACUCCAGGAGUUUGAAACAAAAAUUGUAUAAUA
Molecule: messenger RNA, 2412 nt
Organism: Habropoda laboriosa
Lineage: Eukaryota; Metazoa; Arthropoda; Insecta; Hymenoptera; Apidae
Gene: ABCB7
Product: ATP-binding cassette sub-family B member 7, mitochondrial
Exons: 12
Coding region: 85-2394 (769 amino acids)
Biological process (GO): transmembrane transport; intracellular iron ion homeostasis
Cellular component (GO): mitochondrial inner membrane
Molecular function (GO): ATP hydrolysis activity; ABC-type transporter activity; ATP binding
Source: RefSeq, a predicted model, not a curated record